Molecule: messenger RNA, 834 nt
Organism: Penicillium antarcticum
Lineage: Eukaryota; Fungi; Ascomycota; Eurotiomycetes; Eurotiales; Aspergillaceae
Product: ceramidase
Exons: 7
Coding region: 1-834 (277 amino acids)
Biological process (GO): ceramide catabolic process; ceramide biosynthetic process
Cellular component (GO): endoplasmic reticulum membrane
Source: RefSeq, a predicted model, not a curated record
AUGGAUCGCUACGUGGUUGCUCCCUUCUGGGGACCCCAGACCUCCUACCUGAAUUUCUGCGAAGAGGAUUAUGUAGUGACACGAUUCAUCGCGGAAUUUAUAAACACUCUCAGCAGCUUGGUCUUUAUAAUUUAUGGCAUCUACGGUCUCAGGCAGCUUGCCCGGAGGCAGCAGUCUGGUGGCCUUCGAUCAAUUUCAUACUAUGGCUUGAUUGGAGUAGGCGUCUGCUCAGGAGGCUACCAUAUGACUCUUAAGUAUCACACACAGAUGUCGGAUGAAUUGUCAAUGCACCUUCUCACCACACCUCUUUUGUAUCGCAUUCUUACUUUCAAGGCUAGUCCCCAGCGGACCAGGCUAGUCGGGAUCAUCCUUCUGGCCCUUUUCACUUUGGUGAUGGUGAUUCAUAUCGUCAUGGAUGAAUUCAUCCUUCACGCUGUGAGUUUCGGGAUCGCAGUAUACCUGAUUGCGACCGAAAGCUUGAAGAUCAUUCCUCAGCAAGUUCCAGAUCUCGUGAUUAGGAAGAAGAUCCGCAACAUUGCAUUCUUUGGCUCUUUCUCCUUCGGAUUUGGUUACAUUGUGUGGCUAAUUGACGAUUGGGCGUGUGGAAUUUUGACUGAAACCCGACACUUGGUUGGGAUGCCCCUGGCAUUCUUCACUGAACUGCAUGGCUGGUGGCACAUCUUCACUGCCAUCGGUGGCUACGUCGCAGUCGCAAUUGUGGACCUAGUCACGGCUGGUCAAGUUCGGGAUGAUCCCACAAACGAUCUUGCUUGGCCGAUUGGUCCAGCAACUCGAGCUUUAGAAUCACUGAAUUCAUCCAAGAAACAGAAAUGA